Molecule: messenger RNA, 788 nt
Organism: Myotis lucifugus (little brown bat)
Lineage: Eukaryota; Metazoa; Chordata; Mammalia; Chiroptera; Vespertilionidae
Product: trimeric intracellular cation channel type A-like
Exons: 3
Biological process (GO): potassium ion transmembrane transport
Cellular component (GO): membrane
Molecular function (GO): potassium channel activity; identical protein binding
Source: RefSeq, a predicted model, not a curated record
CCUUAAAAAGAAAGGAAAUUCUUUACGUUCCCACCCCCUUAUCCCCCUGCCUCCCAGGAGCAGUGGAGCUGGCCCGGCGCCACCCCAUGGCAUCCUGGCUGUGUGCCAUGCUGCACUGCUUCGGGAGUUACAUCCUGGCUGAUCUGCUCCUCGGGGAGCCCCUGAUCGACUACUUCAGCAACAACUCCAGCGUCCUGCUGGCCUCCGCUGUCUGGUACCUGAUUUUCUUCUGUCCCCUGGACCUCUUUUACAAGUGUGUCUGCUUCCUGCCUGUGAAACUCAUCUUUGUGGCCAUGAAGGAGGUGGUGAGAGUCCGAAAGAUCGCCGUGGGCAUCCACCACGCGCAUCACCACUACCACCACGGGUGGUUUGUCAUGAUUGCCACUGGCUGGGUCAAAGGCUCUGGUGUUGCCCUCAUGUCCAACUUUGAGCAGCUGCUCCGAGGGGUCUGGAAGCCAGAGGCCAACGAGAUCAUGCACAUGUCCUUGUGAGUACCCCGUCCUCCCCGUCUGUUCCUCCUGUGCCCCCUGGACCUGACCCUGGAUUGGAUACUUCUGGUAACUUGGAGGUCCAGCCCCUGAUUCUGCCUUCCAGAAGCUUCCAGAGGACAUGUCUGGGGGAACCCAGAGAGGGAAGCACAACUCUGCCUAGGGCACAGGGGCAGGCAGAGAUGCGGGGAAGUCAGAUACUUGAUUUGGGUUUUGAAGAGUGAAUAGGAGUUUUCUGGCAAAGAAGGAGCCUCUGAUUCAGAAGGCCAUCACUUCUGCCAAGUCAGAAAAGCAACAACA